CCAACCUUCGUCACUCUCGGCCAUCAUGGAGGAAGUUGUGGAAGACAAGAAAUCGUUUGAACCUGAUCUCGCUCAAGAUGGUGACUCUCUUCCAGACCCAGACGAGCAGCUCAUGUUGGAUCAAGGUGGUGGAAGGGUUUGGCUUGUAAAGGUCCCAAGAUUCCUCAUGGAACGAUGGGCCGCCAUAAACGCAGAAGACGUCCAUCUCGCCAGUAUACGCGUCUACCACAAUACCAACCCAGGAGCCAAACCUCGGAUCCUCCUCUUCCUCCCCCCUCACGAAAGCAACGUCAACACCAAAGACCCCAAAUGGCCCACAUUCGACAAUACAAUAGGAAACAUAACAACCGACUCUGAACCCGAUUGUUACGAACUCGAAAUGGUCAACGAUUCGGUUGAGAACCAAGUGGUGAUCGCGGAAAGACCUAAAGACUCUUCGUUUGGUUUAUCUUCUUCUGUUCAGUCUGGCCCUCCGAAUCCGAGAGCGAGGACUACGAUUCUGACGGGGAGGAUUAAACAUGAUUGUAGUUUGAGACCUCAGUUUAGUGCGAAUUAUAGGAAGCAGAUUCGGGAGAGGCAUAAGAAGUAUAAUACGAGGGUUAGGCAGAUUAGGGUUAUGGAGGAUGCGGAUGUGCCUGGUGGCAGAGGGAGUAUCAACCGGCUUAGUAGUGGUGUUGGACUUGGAGGAUCGGGAGCGUUUAGUGAUCUUGUUAAAACGAAACCGAAACCGACGAAGGGCAAUUUCGAGCGUAUGACACGGAUGCCCAGGAACCAACUUCUCGAUUUGUUGUUCCAGCUGUUCCGAGAAACGACUCGAUGGGCUAUUAAGCCUCUUCGAGAGAAGACGCAACAGCCGGAGGUUUAUUUGAAAGAAGUGCUUUCGGAGGUAGCAUUCUUACAUCGGAGUGGAGAACACAAUGGGUUUUGGGAGCUCAAGGAUAACUUUAAGGAAGACGGGAUAAAGGGAGAAGAUGUUGUAGGAAUUAGCUUCGAUGAUGUCAAGAUGGAGGAGAUGGAGGACGACGAGGACGAUGAUGAUGAUGAUAUGGAGGAGGUUUCAUGAGGAUAUACCCCUUUAUUUUCCGUAUUGAAAUUACUGUACACUAUAGUCGUGUAAAAUAUUGCUAUAAUGCUGAGCGCUGAUGCCUCGUUGACCUC
Molecule: messenger RNA, 1158 nt
Organism: Marasmius oreades (fairy-ring Marasmius)
Lineage: Eukaryota; Fungi; Basidiomycota; Agaricomycetes; Agaricales; Marasmiaceae
Exons: 4
Coding region: 26-1063 (345 amino acids)
Biological process (GO): transcription initiation at RNA polymerase II promoter; transcription by RNA polymerase II
Cellular component (GO): transcription factor TFIIF complex
Source: RefSeq, a predicted model, not a curated record